Molecule: messenger RNA, 1755 nt
Organism: Eimeria mitis
Lineage: Eukaryota; Apicomplexa; Conoidasida; Eucoccidiorida; Eimeriidae
Exons: 7
Coding region: 1-1755 (584 amino acids)
Source: RefSeq, a predicted model, not a curated record
AUGAUGAUACACCCGAGCACAGCAGAAGAGGAAGCAGCAACAGAACAAAAACAAAAAACAGAAAGCUGCUGCAGCAGCAGCAACAGCAGCAGCAACAGCAGCAGCAAAUAUACAACAGCUGAUACAGAUAAUUCCCUUGCUGCAGCAGCAACUGCUGCAGCAGCAGCAACUGUUGCAGCAGCAGCACCUGUAGCAGCAGCAGCAGCAGCAGUUGCAACAGCAGCAGCAGCAGCAACGGAGUCAUCUGCUGCAGCAACAGCUCAGGCAGCAACAUCUGUGGCAGCAGCAGCUGCUGCAGCAGCAACUCCAGCAGCAGCACCUGCUGCAGCAGCAACUGUAGCAGCAGCAGCAGCAGCAACAACUGUAGCAGCAGCAGCUGCUGCAGCAGCACCUGCAGCCCAAAUGCACGUCGAAGCAAUAGCAGAAGAGGCAGCUGAAGCUGCUACAGGAGAAGCAACAGCAGCAGCGGCAGCAGCAGCAGAAGCAGCAGCAGCAGCAGAAGAAGAAGCAGCAGCAGCAGCAGCAGAAGCAACAGCAGCAACAGAAGCAGAAACGGAAGCAGCAGCAGCUAUACAAGCAGCAAAGAUAACGGAAGCAGCAGCAGCAACGGACGCAGCAACAGCAACAAAACUGCAAGCAGCAACAGAAACAGCAGCAGCAGCAGAAGCAGCAGCAGAAGCAGCAGCAGAAGCAGCAGCAGAAGCAGCAGCAGCAACAGCAGCAGCAGCAGCAGCAGCAGCAAAUGCCUUCGAUACAUCCGCAGCAACAGACAGGCAGCUAAGAGAGCCCGUAGAUCAAUACAAGACAAUAGCGCGGGAGCAGCAGCAGCAGCAACUGCAGCAGCAGCAGCAGCUGCUGCAACAGCAGCAGCUGCAGCAGCAGCUGCAGCAACACCUGCGGCAGCAACUGCAGCAGCAAUUGCAGCUGCAGUUGCAGCAGCAGCAGCAGCAACUGCAGCAGCAACAGCAGCAACUGCAGCAGAAACAGCAGCACCAACAGCAUCAGCAACACCUACAGGAGCAAGAGCUGCAGCAGCAAAGCAGCAGCAGCAGCAGCAACAACUCAGCUGAAGCUGCUACAGGAGAAGCAACAGCAGCAGCAGCAGCAGCAGCAGAAGCAGCAGCAGCAGCAGCUGAAGAAGCAGCAGCAGCAGCAGCAGAAGCAACGGCAGCAACAGAAGCAGAAACAGAAGCAGCAGCAGCUAUAGAAGCAGCAAAGACGACAGAAGCAGCAGCAGCAACGGACGCAGCAACAGCAACAAAACUGCAGGCAGCAGCAGAAGCAGCAGCAGCAGCAGAAGCAGCAGCAGAAGCAGCAGCAGCAAGCAGCAGCAGCAGCAGCAGCAGCAGCAUCUGUGGUGGCCGUCGCCGUCUGUAUCUCAUUCUCUUUCUCUGUCUCCCCCUCCCCUGUUCCAGCCUGCAGCAGCAACAGCAGCAGCAGCAGCAACAACAGCAGCAGCAACAGCAGCAACAGCAGCAGCAACAGCACCCGCCUCACCACCAUCCUCAUCAUCAUCAUUACCAUCGACUGCAGCAACUGCAGCAGCAAUUGCAGCUGCAGUUGCAGCAGCAGCAGCAGCAACUGCAGCAGCAACAGCAGCAGCUGCAGCAGAAACAGCAGCACCAACAGCAUCAGCAACAGCUACAGGAGCAAGAGCUGCAGCAGCAACAAAUACAGCAACAGCAGCAGCAGCAGCAGCAACAACAGCAGCAACAGCAGCAGCAACAGCAGCAGCAGCAGCACCCCCCCAACUAG